Molecule: messenger RNA, 1296 nt
Organism: Seminavis robusta
Lineage: Eukaryota; Bacillariophyta; Bacillariophyceae; Naviculales; Naviculaceae
Source: the annotation of a GenBank genome assembly
AUGACAUCCUUUUUGUGGAUGCUUCUGCUAUGGUUGUCACUUUCAAAGUGCGCUGAAUCAUUCUACCCUCAGUGGAAGACGUCCCAUCCUGAGUUGCCUCGUUUUGGAUCACUCAAUACUAAUAAACAGAAGCUGGCAACCACUUCAAGUUUACGGGUGUUACUACCCACCAACGUGGAGUUUUUGGCGGAUGAACGGUACGAGACAGAGACAGCCUACCGGUCCAUUCAAUGGAUGGAUCCUGCUCGAGGAUCCAAUAAUGGCGACAAAAAUGAUAAUGAUGACGUCUACAACUUGGAGGAGGAGGCGAUUCCCAUCUACCCCAUUCCGGCCGUAUAUUUGCCCUACACCCAUCACACGCUAAACAACGUGGAACCCCGCAAUCUCCAAAUGGCAUUGGAUCUCAAUCAAACCGACAGCAACAAAUUAUUUUGUGUCACACUCCGAGCCACCGACACGGGACGCAUUUCCCGAAAAGCAACCUUGCUGCGCAUGAUCGACAUGGAGCCGACUUUUCGACAGGAUAGUGCACGAGAACCAGUUCUGUCUCGAAUCACUGUAUCUUGCGAGGCCGUGGGCAUUGUGGAUAUUGUCAGUAUUGAAAAUCCUCAGGCGGCCAGUCCACUGGCACGAUUGCAACGAACCGACGAGUAUCUUCGAGGACGGGUGGUUCCUGUCACGGAGAAGAAUGACGAAACAGACGUCUUAUUGACAACAAUACAACAAAGUGUAGAGACCGACUUGGCACUCAUUAAAUCCAUGUACCAACGAGGGAUUGGUUCACGGGGCACUCUAUCCGUCACAGCCCUACAGGAGUUGGCCCAUGCCAUUCCAAUCAGCGACAAGAAGACGACUGUCUGGCAGGUGGCACAGCUGUGGCAGUCGGUAUGCGACACGGUCCGCGUGGGACGACAAUUUACUCUUGGCGGAGAUCGAAAUGAAUUUUUGGUCGAUGCGGCGUGUCGCAAGGGAGGACCUCUCAAGCUGCCCGUGCACCCGGAAGAAUUGGAACCUGCCGAUCGAACGCAGUUGGCACAGUGGGAAACCGCCGUGCAACGAGCAUUUCAUGAUACCAUUCAGCUGGAUCCUUGUUUGGACUUUUUGCCCCUUUUGGGAAUGGAAUCGGACAAGGACCGGUGGCAGUGGUUGGCCAAACUGAUUUCCAGAGAACGACAAAGACUGGAACGUGCUGCAGAUGCAGACUUUGACGACGAGGUACCAUCACUGCGACCUUCUCGCGUGGCCAUGGAAGAGCCUGUCCGAAAAGGGGCUUGGUUUGAUGACGGAGUGUGGUAA